AUGACAGACACAGGAGAAAAUCCUGUGAAUAUUGUCCAGAUAGAUCCAAUUAAUUUUAAAGCUAAACGAUGGGUAAAUAUUACCAAAACCAAUGGUGUGCAACCUGAUUCAAUGACAAUCUUUUAUAAUUUAACAAAUCAUCAAUACUUUGUGACAGUACCGUAUGGUAUCAAAGAUGUUCUUGUUGGUAUUGAUUUACAGAAAAGAAGAAUAAUAAGUCAAAUUUCAAAUUCUUAUUUACCAUCGUAUUUAUGUUAUGAUAAUAAAAUGGAUGCUUUCUAUGGUAUGCAAAACUUUAAGAGUAAGCGUGGCUGUCGUUUAGUACGUUUAAAUCCUUAUACUGGCACCAUGGAAAUUUUAUCCGAUGAUUUUAAUAAUUACGAACCAUCGACUGGAAAUUGUUAUGGAGGAUAUUAUUUUACAAUGAUUAUUCUGAAUGUAGAAACACAGAAAAUACUAACAUUUGAUUUAAACAAUAAUGGAAAAUUAAUAGCGAAUAAACCAGCAGAAGAAUAUUUAAAUGCUUUAGCAUUUAUUCCAAUUUAG
Rotaria sp. Silwood1 is the source of this 546-nucleotide messenger RNA. The record is from the annotation of a GenBank genome assembly. Lineage: Eukaryota; Metazoa; Rotifera; Eurotatoria; Philodinida; Philodinidae.